GUGAUCGGAACCCAUAACGGCACAUUUCAUUGCGACGAGGCCCUUGCCGUCUUCCUGCUUAGGCAGACUUCAACCUAUCGAGAUGCCGGUCUGAAACGUAGCCGUGAUCCAGCCGUUCUCAACACUUGCGACAUCGUGGUGGACGUUGGAGCAGUCUACGACGAGCCAACGCAGCGUUUCGAUCAUCACCAGCGCGGAUUCACUGAGGUUUUUGGGCACGGAUUUCAAACGAAGCUCUCGUCAGCUGGACUUGUAUACAAGCAUUUUGGUCUCGAUGUGAUUGUUAACAAGACUGGGCUUCCCGUGGAGGACCCCAAGGUUACGACUCUCUGGCUUAAAUUGUACAAGGAAUUUAUUGAAGCCAUUGACGCAAUUGACAACGGAAUUUCUCAGUACCCCACUGAUAUCAAGCCGCUCUAUCGUAGCCGCACCGACCUCUCUAGCCGCGUUGGGGCGCUCAAUCCCGCAUGGAAUCAACCUGCCGAUUCUGAAACCGUUGAUGCACGUCACACCCUCUCAUCUCUGUUAGCUGGAGAAGAGUUUCUUGGCCGUCUAAACUAUUAUAGCAAUGCAUGGCUUCCUGCCCGAGACCUUCUUCUAGCAUCUGUUUUAUCAAGCAAAAGCCUCAUCGAUCCGAGUGGUAAAAUUAUUCUUUUCGAGAAGUUUUUGCCUUGGAAGGAGCAUCUAUUUGAACUAGAGACCGAUGGCUCGAAUCCUGCUAUCGAGCCCAACCAAGCCAUCUAUGUUGUUUAUCCCGAUGAAUUUGGUGGUAAUUGGCGUGUCCAGGCAGUUCCCGUGUCCCCCGAGAGCUUUGACAGCCGCAAUGCGUUACCAGAAGUCUGGAGGGGUUUGAGGGACGAGGAACUCUCCAAAGUGUCUGGCAUCGACGGUGGAAUUUUUAUCCACGCAUCCGGAUUCAUUGGUGGCAACAAAACAAGGGAGGGUGCGUUGAAAAUUGCUCAAAUGGCACUUGAGAUGUAA
Molecule: messenger RNA, 981 nt
Organism: Laccaria bicolor S238N-H82
Lineage: Eukaryota; Fungi; Basidiomycota; Agaricomycetes; Agaricales; Hydnangiaceae
Exons: 7
Cellular component (GO): cytoplasm; nucleus
Source: RefSeq, a predicted model, not a curated record